AUGGUGAAAUCCAAUGAAAGUUCAACGAGCGAGACUCCCAUUACACGGGAACUGGACUAUCCGUCUGGUAUCCGCUUAGUCGUCAUUAUCAUUAUCGUGGCCUUAGUGCUUACAAUGUUUAUGGUGGCUUUGGAUAUGACCAUUGUUGCCACAGCAAUUCCACGUAUUACAGAUGAAUUUCACAGCCUUUAUCAAGUGGGCUGGUAUGGUUCCGCGUUCUUCCUCACAUUGGCUACUUUUCAAUCAACCUGGGGCAAGUUAUACAAGUUCUGGGAUCUGAAGUUUGCCUUUCUCGCAGCAGCCGGCCCGUUACUUGGAGGGGCAUUUACCGAUAGCGCUACUUGGCGAUGGUGCUUCUACAUCAACCUGCCUAUUGGGGGCAUUUCGCUGGCGAUUUUGGCUUUAUUCUUCCGUCCUCCGUCCCAUGCACGCCCCGUUGCUGCCGCCUUCCGAGAAAAGCUACAACAGCUUGACCUGCCUGGUGCAGCAUUGACAAUUGGCACUCUAGUGUGCUUUCUGUUGAUCAUGCAAUGGGGUGGCGUUACUAUGUCAUGGAACUCAAAUAUUAUCGGCCUUCUAGCUAUCGACGGAAUGCGCGCGGCGGCAAACGUUGUCGGACAGGCCUUCUUCAAGAUGGAAGAUAUUGCAUCUGUAACUGCGAUUGUCUUGUUAUAUGCUCCGACUGUUGAUGCUGGACGAGUGCUUUCUAUGGGCGCCAUUGGACUGCACAACGAAUUUUCAUCGGGUAUAUUACCCGGUAUUCUUCGAGCCUACAUGGUAGCUCUUAAAGAUGUGUUUCUUUUCGGGACAGUCACCUGCCGCGUGUGGAUUUUUGGCCAGUUGUUUGGCGCCGUUCAGGAGUAUUCUACCUGGAAACCGAGGAUCAACAGCGUUUAUCGCAUCAUGGGAAACAAAUAG
Penicillium griseofulvum is the source of this 918-nucleotide messenger RNA. Its product is annotated as Major facilitator superfamily domain, general substrate transporter. Gene Ontology annotation, biological process: transmembrane transport. The record is from RefSeq and is a predicted model, not a curated record. Gene Ontology annotation, molecular function: transmembrane transporter activity. The coding region runs from base 1 to 918 and encodes 305 amino acids. NCBI's taxonomy places the organism in Eukaryota, Fungi, Ascomycota, Eurotiomycetes, Eurotiales, Aspergillaceae. The transcript is spliced from 7 exons.